Ixodes scapularis (black-legged tick) is the source of this 1182-nucleotide messenger RNA. RefSeq names its product 52 kDa repressor of the inhibitor of the protein kinase-like. Lineage: Eukaryota; Metazoa; Arthropoda; Arachnida; Ixodida; Ixodidae. The coding region runs from base 1 to 1182 and encodes 393 amino acids. The transcript has a single exon. The record is from RefSeq and is a predicted model, not a curated record.
AUGUUCGAUGAAACGACCGACGUAUCUGACACAUCACAGCUAAGUCUCGUCCUGCGGUACGUGCACAAGAACAUGGUACGAGAAGACUUCGUACAAUUCGUUGACCCGCGCAGUGACAGCGACGCUCUCGACGUCAGUGUAACCGAGCCUAUUCUGACAGGGAAAGUACUCAGGGAACGGGUUGUAAAAAUGUUGAAGAAUCUAGGACUCGAUCUCGAAAGAUGCGUUGGCUUGGCGACAGAUGGCUGCAGCGUCAUGGUGUCGGAGCUAUGUGGUGCCGUUUCCGAAAUCAAGCUGUGUGCGCCAAACGCAGUUCACUGCCCUUGCUUUAACCACGCACUCAUCUUGUCCUUGUCCAAGUUAUCGCAAGUUCAAGCUGUCAGGAACGUUGUGGGGAUUAUGAAGGAGAUCAUUUCCUUCUUCACAGCAUCACCAAAACGGAACAUUGUACUGCAAAAUGCACUUGCCCACCAACUUAGAGGCCUUUGUGAGACGAGAGGGGUUGAACGACACGACAGUGUUAUCCAGUUUCGAGACUCACUAGGCUACGUGUCCGCAGCUCUCGACGCCAUUGCCAGCUGGAGAGAAAUGCAAAGCGCUGCAAAAGCGAAGGCACUCCGUGUCUCGCUUGGCGAUGGCGAGUUCCUAAUGGCAAUAGUUUGCCUGUCGGACCUACUGGCGCAUACACUGCCAUUGAGUCGUCUGUACCAGAAAGAGUGCGCCGUCGUUCACACAGCAAGGAACACGUUGACAGACACUAUAGCUGUUCUGACUGCUCAAAGACAAAACUGCGAAGAGGUAUUCAGGCCUCUCUACGAGCAAGCCGUUGCGCUGGCAGAUGAGCUAGACACGGAGCUGAAGCUCCCUCGCAUCACGAAAAGGCAGAUUCACAGGUCCAACCCUCCUGCGCUCGAUCCGGAGAGCUUCUACAGGACGUCGGUCUACAUUCCAUUAUUGGAUAAUGUGUUGGCAGACCUGAGAUCAAGGUUCACUGACGAAACUUUUGGAGUCUGCGAGCUCUACGUCUUCCUGCCGUCUCAGCUGCUGCACGCCACAAGAGAAAACGAGGCAAGAGGGGCAACAGAUAUUGUCCUGCGAUAUUGCUCACUCAUCAGAGGAAGUCACGCCCCGAUAACCGCAAAGGUUAUUCAAGCUGAGCUACGGCUAUGGCGGGAGAGGUGA